Loa loa (African eye worm) is the source of this 844-nucleotide messenger RNA. Its product is annotated as spermatogenesis associated 11. The record is from RefSeq and is a predicted model, not a curated record. NCBI's taxonomy places the organism in Eukaryota, Metazoa, Nematoda, Chromadorea, Rhabditida, Onchocercidae. The coding region runs from base 31 to 744 and encodes 237 amino acids. Gene Ontology annotation, cellular component: mitochondrial matrix. Gene Ontology annotation, biological process: DNA damage response; fatty acid metabolic process. The transcript is spliced from 4 exons.
AGGAUCAACAAUUUGGGAGAAUAUUUUUGGAUGCAAUUAUCCGUUUCUCGACGUUUGAUAGCUAAUUUGAUUCAUUUCCACAAUGAUACAUUAUGGGCAAAUGAGAUGAAGAAUGUUUUGAUGGAAUGCUGUACAGUUAUUCCUAAUUUUAUUACCGAACAAGAAGAAGCAUCACUUCUAGAUGAAAUUAAUCCACAUAUGAAACGAAUGCGUUAUGAGAAAUCACAUUGGGAUGAUGCUAUUCAUCUAUAUCGUGAACGAGAGCAGCUAAAUUGGAGAACGGAAAAUGAGGCUAUUUUAGAUCGAAUUCGAAGGCAUUCAUUCAAAAAAGACGAUAAGCAAUAUUCAUUUGUACAUAUCCUUGAUUUACACGAAGAUGGUGUUAUUAAACCGCAUAUUGAUAGUACUAGGUAUUGUGGCGAUAUUAUCACUGGUCUUUCCUUAUUAUCAGAUGCUGUAAUGCGUUUACGGCAUAAGGAUCAAAAAGAUCAACUCAUUGUUGAUUUAUUCUUACAAAAGCGAAGUCUUUACAAAUUAGGAGAAGUUAGUCGUUAUGAAUUUUAUCAUGAAAUUCUCGGAAAAGCAGAGUCGUACUUCAUGGGUAAGCCGAUCCCACGAAGUCGUCGCAUAUCGAUAAUAUGUCGUGAUCUCCCACCCAAUGUACAGGAAAAUGAAUUACCACUGCCAACAAUGCUGCAGAAAAAAACAGUUGCUGCAACAAGCGAUACUAAUCAGAUGAUUUAGUUAUUAUUAUGGCCAAAGUGAGCUUAGAAAUUUUGUUUUUGGAAAGUCCAGAGAUCAAACCCCCAAAUAUCUCUUUCAUAAGAAAAAUCUGAUAAUGGAG